Messenger RNA from Puccinia graminis f. sp. tritici CRL 75-36-700-3, 1673 nucleotides. RefSeq lists its product as uncharacterized. Gene Ontology annotation, cellular component: Cdc73/Paf1 complex; nucleus. The record is from RefSeq and is a predicted model, not a curated record. The coding region runs from base 45 to 1346 and encodes 433 amino acids. Lineage: Eukaryota; Fungi; Basidiomycota; Pucciniomycetes; Pucciniales; Pucciniaceae. Gene Ontology annotation, molecular function: RNA polymerase II C-terminal domain phosphoserine binding. The transcript has 3 exons. Gene Ontology annotation, biological process: transcription elongation by RNA polymerase II; positive regulation of transcription elongation by RNA polymerase II.
GUGGAGUCGUUCAGCUGUGAAGGAAGUCAUCGAGGAACUCAGCCAUGUCAGAAACAUCGAACCAACUCACGCCGAUCUCAGCAGGGGAAAAUCAAAUAGAUGGGGAAGCAAAGGACGAGGAGACCUACGGGAACGCGGGGCAAGCCGAGCCAUCCAAGCAAGAGUUGAACGACCAGCCACUCGACCUGGAGGAAGACUUGUUCGGAGGCGAGGAGGACGACGAGGGCUCGGCUGGCGAACUCCUCCCCGACGACGAUGACCAAGCUGAUCUCAAGAGAAGCGCGCUCGAGUACGAGGAGGAUGACGAUGCUCAGCCCACUGCUUCUCGUAAUCUAUACAUCGCCGAGGCUCCUUUGCCGAACUUACCAUUCCCAAAACCUUCGGAUGGCAAGCAUUGGGAUAUGAGGAUUCCCAACUUUCUAAGCUUCAAUCCACUACCAUUUUCGGAUGAAGAGUUCCUCAAUGAAAACGAGUCCAGUGAAAAAGAAGGCGGAGAAAGUGAGGCCGCUAAGGUCUUAACAGAUCAGAAUGUAAUCAGAUGGCGAUGGCAAAAAGAUUCGGAAGGGAAUCCCGUCAAACGGUCAAACGCGCGGGUGAUAUGCUGGGAGGACGGCUCACAGUCGUUACAGGUCGGCUCAGAGUUAUUCGACAUGAUAUCUACCGUAGACGGCCGACAAAACAACAACACAACCACUCAGCAACAACCGGGGGCGACAACGCAAGGUUUGACCUAUCUGUUUGCGCAACACUCUGAGCUAAAGCUGUUGGAGGCGCAAGCGUCGAUCACCGGUCAAGUCACGCUGAGACCCUACAGCUUGAACUCGAUGACCCACCGAAACAUCGUCGCCAACCGGUCGCUCCUGAAGGCCAAUUCGCAGCGACAGACGAGUUUGAGGGUGAUCACCUUGGACCCCGAAAAGGAGAAGAUCGACAAAGAGCUGGAGGAGGAGCGGAAGCUGAAGGACUUGAAGAAACAGGAUGCCAAGCUCGCCCGACAGAACUCUCGUCAAACCAACCUCUUGGAGGGUGGCUCGAGGGGUGGGGUCCGAAAGCGUAGGUUUAAUGCGCCUUUGUUAUCCGACGAGGGCGAGUUCGAUCAGGUCGAUGAAGAGGAGGAGGAGGAGGAGGAGGAGUAUGAGGAAGAGAUGGAGGAGGACGAGGACGAAAAUCUGGAUGAUUCCGGCCGCAAUCAUCGUCAGCCGAGCCACCACGAACCACAGCUAACUGAACUCGAACUGGCCGAUCAAAAGCUCGAAGAGCAGGAACUCGAUCGCAAAAAGAAAAGCUCCGAUCGCGAUCGUGGUCAUGUUCAAAAACCUUCUAAACCUGAGCCAGUCCCUAGGUGAACCUAAGAUCACUAAGCGCAAACUUAUCAUUGCUUCUGAUGACGAAGAUUGAUCAUAUCCUGUAGACAGUUUAAUUCUCUCUCAGCCGAUUUGUUCUUCUAUUUCUUCGAUGGCUUAUCAAUCAGUCUAUAUUAUAUUCUUAAAUCGUUAAUCACUUUUUUUAUAUAUUUCUGUCUCGCCAUUUUUGUUUCUUUUGUCCAGAUGCCACACAUUCUACAUUUUUCACCCUGGAUGAUAUGCUGGUUUUACGUUCCCAUAAAUUUUGUUUGUAUCACAAAAUCAAUAAAUUCACUGAAAUGAAGAAAAAAGAAACGGAAAUCAUCGGAC